AUGCCAUCCCCAACUCCUAUUCUCUUCCUAGAUGGGGGCCUCGGGACGUCGCUCGAGGACAAAUACGGUGUCAAGUUUUCCAGCAAAACCACCCCACUGUGGUCCUCGCAUCCCAUCGUGAGCGACCCGGAGACGCUCCUCGCCUGCCAGAGGGACUUCGGCCAAGUUCCAGUUGAUGUGAUCGAGACGGCCACCUACCAAGUGUCCCUCGCUGGCUUUGCGGCCACCAAGACGGAAACAUGGCCGAACGGCAUCGGCGCAUCUCAUGUGCCUGGCUUCCUCAAGCAGGCAGUCGACAUCGCCGACCAGGCCAGGGGCAAGCCGGAUGCGAGGCUCGCUCUGAGCCUAGGGCCCUACGGCUCCACUAUGGUCCCAGGUCAGGAAUAUAGCGGGGCGUACGACGAUGAGCACAAUGACGAGCCACGGCUGGCAGAAUGGUGGGCCCAUCGGCUAUCGCUCUUCAGCGACCCUCAGCUUCUCGAUCGGAUUGCAUACAUUGCAUGUGAGACUAUCCCCAGACUCGACGAGAUCGCCGCCGUUCGGAAAGCCGUUGCUGGCUUUGCUUCGAAGCCACUCUGGAUAGCCUGCGUCUUCCCCGGCGAGGGGGACGGGUUCCCCGAUGGCAGCAGUGUCGAACAGGUCGUGGAGGCCAUGCUGUCUCAUGACGACAACAAAGCUCAGCCUUGGGGCAUAGGCAUCAACUGCACCAAGAUGCACAAGCUCGAGGGUCUGAUCGGAAAAUACGAGGCUGCUGUCUCCAAAAUGAUCCAAGGAGGAAGGAUAACCGCCUGGCCGGCACUGGUUCUGUACCCAGACGGAACUAACGGUGAGGUGUACAAUACUACGACGCAGAAGUGGGAGGCCCCGGCUGGCCAAGUUGAAUCGACAAUUCCAUGGGAACAGCAUCUCGGAGACAUUGUGGUCGACACGGCAAGGCGUCAGAGAUGGCACAGCAUCCUAGUAGGAGGGUGUUGCAAGGCCAGCCACAGCGAUGUUGCAAAACUCGUCAAAUAUGUUGACUCCGCCAACGCAUCGUGA
Molecule: messenger RNA, 1038 nt
Organism: Diaporthe batatas
Lineage: Eukaryota; Fungi; Ascomycota; Sordariomycetes; Diaporthales; Diaporthaceae
Exons: 2
Coding region: 1-1038 (345 amino acids)
Biological process (GO): S-methylmethionine cycle
Molecular function (GO): S-adenosylmethionine-homocysteine S-methyltransferase activity
Source: RefSeq, a predicted model, not a curated record